AUGGUUGAAUGAUGCUGGUCGAGGAGCUACACACAAAACACUGACAUCUUGCAUUGAAAACUUAAAGUGCAGAUAGCGUGCAAAUAGUUUAUUUAUCUUAUUCAAUGGUGGUCUGGGCUACAUUUGUAGCAUGUUAUUGAUGCAUAAGUGAUAAAAGUCAGAUUUUAAGGAUAGACAAGAGUGACAGAAUUGAUGGAAUAAUGAGGGCGCAUUUACGGAAUCCGAGUUUUUUCAUAUUUCCCACCGCAUGUUUUUUUAUUCUUUUUCUUGCCAUUUCUAAUGUGCAUUCGGCUGCUUUUUAUGGACAAAUUGAGGAAGGCGCACCUCCUGGAACUCUUGUCGCUGGCUUUCUUUUUCCUCUGGGAGACAAAUGCAAAGAAUUAAACUUGGCUGGACUUAAAACAGUUUUGACAGGGGAGGACUCGUCGGAUUUUUCACUUGAAUAUCUGGACAACGCUGGAUUCGUUUUAAAAACCACCAAAACUUUUGACAGGGAAUCCAAAUCGAGCUAUUCAGUGAGCGCGCGCUUGCCGCGCUGCAGUAAGACAGACGAAGAAGUGUCAGUUAAGAUCGAGAUACUUGAUAAAAACAACAAUACGCGACAAUUUAACGUAACAACUGACAGGAUAGAGAUUCUUACCGAUGUUAAAAGCCGAGUUAGGAAGCCAAGAACCGUUUCUGAAGAAGUAUCCUACACCGUUACAGUUUCUGAAGAUGUGAAAGUCGGAGACUUGAUCUUUACGGUACCGGACCAGAAGUUCGAGAAGAAAUGGUUCGAGGUGGUGUCGGACGGGAACUCACCGGUCCAGAUGGAAAGAGACUCCGGACGCGUGUACUUAGCGUAUCGUUUGAUGUCAACAGCCGAGGUCAUGGUCAAAAUCCACAACAUGAGAGAGCACACCCCAGCAACAACAGAGCGAGGGGCACUCGCUCGCACAUCUCCAUUUUACAGGACGACUCGUCAGUCAGUACUUGGGUAGUGUCCAAAGAGCUGGCAGAUCAAAACCCUUCUCCAUACUUCUAAAAAGCGCUCCAAAAUUACCGUCACAGCAGAGAGAGCGAAGGCCCUCGAGCGCCCCCUCCCCAAAACCUGCCGAACAACACGCUGCCCUUGUCAGCCCGUGACAGCUCCCAUCUCGCAUCUGCUCUUCAGUGAGCGAGUCGAAUCAGACAGGUUCUGGCCUGGGAGGCUCCGUCAUCUCACUGUGUCUCCUAAUGCUUCCAUUCAGUGUAGUGUCAGGCCUCACGGAAAACUUCAUGCCUGCUUCCUGUCUCCUUUCCUUUGGGUUUUGUGUUAAACAUUGAACCAUGCAGCUCCACUUAAGUGCAGAGUUGCAUUCUAAAGUUUUACUUGAGAAUAAAUUAGCAGCCUCGCUGAAAAAGACCAGUAUGU
This is a messenger RNA of Sinocyclocheilus grahami, 1393 nucleotides long. RefSeq lists its product as uncharacterized. The coding region runs from base 201 to 980 and encodes 259 amino acids. Lineage: Eukaryota; Metazoa; Chordata; Actinopteri; Cypriniformes; Cyprinidae. The record is from RefSeq and is a predicted model, not a curated record. Gene Ontology annotation, biological process: homophilic cell-cell adhesion. Gene Ontology annotation, cellular component: membrane. The transcript is spliced from 2 exons. Gene Ontology annotation, molecular function: calcium ion binding.